UGUGCGCGUGCAUGUGUGUGUGGCAAACAGGAAAACAACGUGUGUGAUGAGUGUGUGAUGGGAGGGGUGUAGAGAAACUGGCAACAGUGUGUGUUCCUGGUGCCUUCAAGACAUACUCAGUGCCUCCUACACAGAAGACUCUACAAUGGAUGACUUUGCCUCUGUCUACGAUGAACUCAACUUAACAUACAACUACAACGACUCGGAGUUCAUCCUAAACCCCGGCACUCAUCCCUGCAAAUCCAACUCCAUCCCGAAUGCAGCGAUGGUUGUCGUUGGCGUGUUUUACAUCCUCAUCUUCCUGUUGGCCGUUCCUGGAAACCUGGUGGUGGGGCUGGUGAUCAGCCUGAGCAAGCAGUCGCUGCCCCCCUCUGACCUCUACCUCCUCCACCUGGCCAUCGCCGACCUCAUUCUGGCUUUUACCCUCCCGUUCUUCGCCACAUCCGUCAUGCUGGGAUGGGUGUUUGGAGACGCCAUGUGCAAAGUCGUCACCAUCCUCCAAGAGCUGAGCUUCUACUCCAGCAUCCUCUUCCUGACUUGCAUUAGCGUGGACCGCUACAUGGUGAUCGUGCGAGCCAUGGAGGCGCGCAAGGCUAAUCGGCAGCUGGUCAGCUGGGGAGUGUGUGCUGCCGUCUGGGCUGUUGGAGCUCUUCUGUCUCUGCCGGGUUUUUUUAAUUCUGCCUACAUAUCUAAAAUCACCAAUCAGAUGAUAUGUUCUGAACAGUAUGAUCCCACUAAUGCCUACGAAUGGCGUCUGGCCACUAGACUUCUUCGCCACAUGUUGGGUUUUUUGAUCCCCUUGGCCAUCAUGCUGUCCUGCUAUGGAGUAACUAUCAAGCGUCUCCUUCACAUCCGUGGAGGGUUUCAGCGACAGCGAGCCAUGAGAGUGAUAGUGUCCGUGGUGGCCGCCUUCCUUCUCUGUUGGACGCCAUACCACAUCGCAGUGAUGGCAGACACCCUCUCCAGGGCCAAGAUAGCGCUGUACCAAUGCUUGCCAAGGAUGGCAGUGAAACAGGCCAUGUUCGCCACCCAGAGUCUGGGGCUGCUCCACAGCUGUGUCAACCCAGUGCUGUACGCCUUCGUGGGGGAGAAGUUCAGGAAGAGCUUUUUGCAGAUCCUGAGGAAGAUGCGCAUCCUGGAAAGAACGUCUGUGACCAGAAGCAGCAGGUCUUCACUGUCGUCAGAACUCACAUCCACAUUUAUGUGAUAAACACCAUAGAGACACUUUGAGCUAUUAACAUGGAAUAAUCUCGUCAGUGCUGGAUAACAGAUAACUAGUUUUGAUACCUCUCUAUUUUUUUUAUUGCAAUUCAACAUUAGCAGUUUUUUGAAACUAAAUCAUAAAAAAAAGAGAUAUAUAAUAAUAUAAAUAUUUUGUCAUGCUAUGCUAUAUUGUACUUUUUUAUAUACAUAUUUAAAUGAGACUUCUUGGAGGGAAACUUGCUAAAGCUGUAAACAGAAAAAAAAAUCCCCGUCUUUCCUCAGACAUGUCUAUUUGUUAGGGAACUGUUGACAACAUUCGAUCAAGUUUCAAUUUCAGGUGUAACUAGUGCCAUUUCACAAUGUUAAGACUAAAUAUCCACAUAUGAACACCUAAAUAUGUAGCUGAAAGCUCUGGAAAAAGGUAGAAUUUGAAAUUGAGUUGAGAUACUUUCUUUUAAAUAACAUAUGAAUGUGAUUCUCAAUCUAUGAUUCCAGCUCAAGGUGUGUUGCAUCCAGUGAGUCAGAAACCCAAAACUAUACUGCACAGUGCUGGAUACAUUCAUAAACAUGUUUAGGGUAAUGCAGGGUUAUUUAUGUUUUUUGUAAGUAAAUCUUUUCAUUUUUUUGGUUGAAUAAGCUGAAGACAGCAGGUUUCUAUUGACAUGACACACAAUUUGUAACCUUUGCAAAGUUGCAAGCUUCAUAAAAGUUUUAUAAACAUAUACACUGCUCUCUGUUUCUGAACAUUAUAUAAGUCACCUUAUAUGUCCCAAAGCUGAUAUGACUAGUAAUGUGUUUGGGUUUUUUUAUAUUUAUAUAUGCGCACAGCCUGCUGACCAAUCAUAAUUUACUGCCUGCGGACGAAUCAGAGCUCUGUGUGCGAAGUUUAAAGCUAUGAAGUCAUAUUAUACAUAGGGAUAUUAUAAUGCUGUUAAUAUAUGCAUUCAAACACUCUGAUUUUUUUUUUAACCAGCUGUUCUUCCUGCACCUUGCAGCUGCAACUAUGUGACUUUUAUCCUGGAUUAAGUAUUUAAUUCAUGGAUAUUUAAACCUUUGUCCAGCAGUGUCAUCAAUCAGUAGGGGCUUUGAUUGGGAAUGGUAGGGUCGCCGGUUCAAGUCCCCGAACAGACUUGACAUUUCACUGUGUGUGCAUGUGUGUGACCCAAUACAGAGGGUUCCUCUAAUUCUUCUUAUUUGUCUGACAGGAUAGUUUACUCUUGAUUCAUGAAGUAUGACGCUCUGCUGUCAGUACGCUUCUCCGGGUUUGUGAUUGGUCAAAUGUUGCAAACCCCGCCCCUUUCAAGUGAACCAGCUCAUAGCCGGACAGAGAAACCCUGGGUUGAUUUACAGAGUUGAUAACCAACGUCGUAGGACGGUAGCGACAUUGCGUUUGUUAGGGUUAGUUAAACCAGAGAACUCAAACAUAUCCAGGGUAUGUUGAACUGGCUUCGUCGUACAGGCCUCAGGAGGCAAAUGAGUUAAUUGGGCUGAAUGUGUUUCAGCUGCGGGCCAGAUAGAACAUUCAGCAAAGUUGUGUUUGUCUACGGCAUGGCUGAUGUUCCAAAUACGUUGUCAACAAAGAACCAACAAAUGGGGAGAAGAUUGGAUCUGGAAAUGUUUCCUUUCUCCAGUUAAUCUUAUGAGUUUGCUUGUUUGGGGAUCCACUUCAACAGAAAAAGAGGAGGACCAUUUCUGCAGAGGACUACUUCUUUCAUUCAUCCUGCUCAUCUAUAGAUAAGCUUAUCAAACCCACACAAAUAAACACACUAUCCGGGUAGAUCAACAUUGACUUAAUAUUUUGUUUUAUUUUCAGAGCUCUUAGUUUGUUUUUGUUCAUUUAAUGUAUUCCUCUUUGACUUGAGUCAAGUAAAUGAUUUGAAGGACAUUUCACGGGGAUUAAUAAAGACACUAAUUUUU
Messenger RNA from Eleginops maclovinus (Patagonian blennie), 3120 nucleotides. Its product is annotated as C-X-C chemokine receptor type 1-like. Gene Ontology annotation, molecular function: C-X-C chemokine receptor activity; C-C chemokine receptor activity; C-C chemokine binding. The transcript is spliced from 2 exons. Gene Ontology annotation, biological process: immune response; G protein-coupled receptor signaling pathway; calcium-mediated signaling. NCBI's taxonomy places the organism in Eukaryota, Metazoa, Chordata, Actinopteri, Perciformes, Eleginopidae. The coding region runs from base 146 to 1207 and encodes 353 amino acids. The record is from RefSeq and is a predicted model, not a curated record. Gene Ontology annotation, cellular component: membrane; external side of plasma membrane.